UCUUGUUUUGAGAGUUCUUUCUCGUGCCUCUCCAUCCCCUGCUUCUCUCUUCCCCGUUCCUUUCAGGUUGGACGCGGUUCCUUCCUUCCUCUCUCAACGCACGCUUCAUUGCAGCCGUCGAACAGCGAGGGAUGGAGCCGGCCAACAUCGACUGGAAGAACAUCGAGUCGAGGUCCGUCCGCGACGAGGCCUACGAGAACAUCAACGCCCCCAAGUGGCUCGAUCUCGCCGCUCCCGAGGCGUCACCCGUAGACGACGACGCCUGGUUCUGCAGACCAGAUUGCAAGCACCCGAAAACCGCCGAAGAUUUCAAGCUUUUGGCGACACCUAGCCCCAAGGCGAAGCUGAUGCGGUCGAGCUCGGAGAGACUGCCUCUCGGUGAGAGGAACGGCACUCGUAGAGACGAGAACAACCUGAAGAGAAGAGCAGGGAUCGCUGCUCCAUUGCUGCCGGUAUCUCCUCACAAGCCAAAAGCCGCCGCUUCAAAGAAGUUCAGAGAGGAUCUUGAAAACCAAGACCCGAAUCAGUCGACACUGCAACGUCCAAGCCGCCCGCUCGGUGCUCCGAAGAGGUGUAACACUGCGAAAGAGAUGAUCAAGUCGAGCGCCGAGAAGAAGGUCGAGGAGCAGAGGGAGGAACCCAAGCAAAAGAAGGCCCAACCCCGGCUGAAGAGCACAUUGUCUGCCAGCAAUCUUUUCUCCGGGAAGGAUAUCUUGAAUCAGAUCUCCGAGUUCUACCACGAGAUCAAGAAGAUGGCGAUCGGACGCGGGAGGACUCCAGCAGAAGAGACCAAGAAGGAGGUCAAGAAGGUUGCCGACAUCGUUCCCGAAGCAGAGGAUACGAAGCUACUGACUCCAAAGAAAGACGAUGCAUCAGUGAAGAAAAGCAGCAAAAUGGCUGUGAGGAUUGAGAUCGAGAAAUCAACAGCACUCAAAGAAGUAAGAGCUUAUCCUCCAACGCCGCAGCGGUUCACUUCACCGUCGAUUCGCAGUACAAGGAAUCCAAAGGCCACUGCCACAGGCAGAUCCCCUCUCAACAAGCCUCCGAAAUCAGCAACUCUGCAGAAGGUGAUCCAGCAGGAGAUGGAGCAAGACAAAGAGGAGAAGACAGCAAUAUUACCUGUAAAGGGUGAAGAUUGCAACAGAGCUGCUGCUGCUGCUGAUACUGAUACUGAAGAAGGGAGUUCAGCUGAUUUGUUUUGGUUCUUAAAGCCUUGCACUUAUCUGGUAAAGUAGCUCUGAUGGAGCUUUCCAAAGAGACUACUAUGGUCACUGUCCAUGUUUCUGUUAAGUCCUUUGAUUCAUUUAAUUAUAUAGGGUAAAGAAUUGCAUUCAGCCUGUAGCAGAAUAAACAUGUGAACUUACAAGUGUAAUUAAUUAGGUGCAUGUGAUCUAAAUGAUACCUGAGAUCAAGUUCUUUUUCUC
Musa acuminata subsp. malaccensis (wild Malaysian banana) is the source of this 1424-nucleotide messenger RNA. RefSeq lists its product as uncharacterized. The record is from RefSeq and is a predicted model, not a curated record. NCBI's taxonomy places the organism in Eukaryota, Viridiplantae, Streptophyta, Magnoliopsida, Zingiberales, Musaceae.